UCGCCCCUGUUCUUUGCCUCUCGUUUUGUUGGUGAAGAUAUCACAGUGAUGUCUGCAUUCAACCUGCUGCAUCUGGUGACAAAGAGCCAGCCAGUAGCCCUGCGAGCCUGUGGGCUUCCCUCAGGGUCAUGUAGGGAUAAAAAGAACUGUAAGGUGGUCUUUUCCCAGCAGGAGCUGAGGAAGCGGCUCACACCCCUGCAGUACCAUGUCACUCAGGAGAAAGGAACGGAAAGUGCCUUUGAAGGAGAAUACACACAUCACAAAGAUCCUGGAAUAUAUAAAUGUGUUGUUUGUGGAACUCCAUUGUUCAAGUCAGAAACCAAAUUUGACUCCGGUUCAGGGUGGCCUUCGUUCCAUGAUGUGAUCAGCUCUGAGGCAAUCACAUUCACAGACGACUUUUCCUAUGGGAUGCACAGAGUGGAAACCAGCUGCUCUCAGUGUGGUGCUCACCUUGGGCACAUUUUUGAUGACGGACCUCGUCCAACCGGCAAAAGAUACUGCAUCAAUUCAGCUUCCCUGUCGUUCACACCUGCAGAUAGCAGUGGCGGAGCAGCCGAAGGCAGCAGUGGGGUUGGUAGCCCCGCCCAGGCAGACAAAGCAGAGCUGUAGAGUAGCGGAGAGUGAUGGAAACAAAGUGUACUUAAUGCACAGCUUAUUAAAAAAACUAAAAAUCGUC
Tupaia belangeri chinensis (Chinese tree shrew) is the source of this 676-nucleotide messenger RNA. It is a transcript of the gene MSRB3, whose product is annotated as methionine sulfoxide reductase B3. Gene Ontology annotation, molecular function: peptide-methionine (R)-S-oxide reductase activity. Lineage: Eukaryota; Metazoa; Chordata; Mammalia; Scandentia; Tupaiidae. Gene Ontology annotation, biological process: response to oxidative stress; protein repair. The record is from RefSeq and is a predicted model, not a curated record. Gene Ontology annotation, cellular component: cytoplasm. The transcript has 6 exons. Bases 49 to 609 code for a protein of 186 amino acids.